AUGUUGCAGCGCCAUGAGCAGCAGCUCCACUUCAUGGCUGAGGCCAUGCAGUCUAUGUCGGCCCGCCAUGAGAGCAGCAUGGAGUCCCUCCGCGACCACCUGCGGAACCUCGCCGUGGUGACGCGUACUCCGGACGUCACCCCCGCUGCUGCCCAAGCACCCACCUCCGCUCCAAUUAAAAGACAGGGCUCACCAGUCAACCAGAGGGCGCUGGUGAGCCGGGAAGUUAGAUUAGAAAUGCCCUCUCGACCCCGAAUCCAUGCCCAGUUGUUUUUCCAGGAUAAGAGCUACACUGUUCCGGUUCUGAUUGACUCGGGUGCAGACGCCAAUCUCCUCGACCAAGACCUGGCCUUCAAGAUGGGGAUUGAGCAAAUCGCUUUGGAAAGACCCAUCCGGGCCACGGCGUUGGACGGUCGGCUACUCUGCAGGGUGACUCAUCAAACCACCCCGCUGCGCUUGGAGAUGUCAGACCCUGCUCGCCAGUUUGUGGUGGAGGUGGAUGCGUCGGACACCGGUGUAGGAGCAGUUCUCUCGCAGCGGUCGUCUACAGAUCAGAAGGUUCAUCCAUGCGCCUUCUUCUCCCGGAAACUGUCUGCCACGGAGAGGAACUAUGACAUCGGGGAUCGGGAGUUAUUGGCGGUAAAGCUUGCACUGGAGGAGUGGAGACACUGGCUGGAGGGAGCUGACCAGCCGUUUAUGGUAUGGACUGACCACAAAAACUUAGAGUACAUUCGCUCUGCCAAGCGGUUGAACUCCAGACAGGCAAGUGGCCUGGGAGGUGGAAGAGGAAGUAAAACAGUCUCAUACAGCGCAACCGGCACCGAGUGCCUGCCCCGAUAA
Molecule: messenger RNA, 840 nt
Organism: Pungitius pungitius (ninespine stickleback)
Lineage: Eukaryota; Metazoa; Chordata; Actinopteri; Perciformes; Gasterosteidae
Exons: 4
Coding region: 1-840 (279 amino acids)
Source: RefSeq, a predicted model, not a curated record